AUGGGCCGGAAAAACGCCAUUAAAAAGUCUGCGAGAGGAGAUCUUAUUCCGACACCCGGACCCUUGGAACAGCAAAUUGAAGGGGCACAGUUUGUAAAAUCUCGUUCAGAAAAGCGAGAGAAAAGGAAGCGGAAGGUCGGAAAUGAAGCCGGUGAAUAUAUUCCAAAUUCCCUUUCGGAGAGGAUCAUAUCUGAAGCAAGAAAACAAGUCUGUGAUAUCGAUCUUGAGGAUGAAAGUGGAACAGUUGAGGAGAGUAAGAGGAUGCGUCAUGUGAGUCUAGGUGUUUCAAAUGAAGAGACUUCUGACGCAGAAAGCUUUACUUGUGACGAUGGGUACGAUGAUCAAGUCAUUGAACUGGAUCCUAAAGACGAAGCUGAUUUGCAACGUUUUAUGACCAACAAAGAAGGCGUGGCAAGGACCCUUUAUGAUAUAAUUAAGACAAAAAUUGACGCAAAAACGGACGAUGCGGGGUUUGCUCUGAGUGUUGCUGACCCAAUGGAAUUUAAUAUGAGAGAUCUCGAUCCUGAAAUUGUCGAGAUGUACAAGGAAAUUGGGAAAGUUCUCUCUAAAUACAGAAGUGGAAAAAUACCAAAAGCUUUCAAGGUUAUACCAAAGAUGGUGAACUGGGAACAAAUUUUAUAUCUAACUGAUCCUGAUGGAUGGAGUGCAGCAGCCAUGUACCAGGCUACUAGACUCUUUGCCUCUAAUCUCAAUCCCAGAAUGUGUCAACGCUUUUACAACCUUGUCCUCCUUCCUCGGAUACGAGAUGACAUUGACGAAUUCAAAAAGUUGAAUUUUCACCUAUAUCAGGCUCUCUGCAAAGCAGUGUAUAAACCAGCUGCCUUCUUCAAAGGAAUAAUACUUCCUCUUUGUGAGACUAUGGCUUGUUUGCUGCUGCUUCUCCGAUUAUUUUUUAUCAUCAACACAUUCAAAGUAAAACUUUUUGUUGAAACUUGUAUCAAUGCAGCUGAAUGGGUGAUAUCUGUGAUAUUAAACAAACAGAUGAGGUGUAAUGUGCUUGGAGUUGCGUUGGCAGACAACGAGUUCGACUUUAACUCAGAGGUAAACUGUCUUACUAGAUACUUAGAUGGCCCGUCUUCACCAGACGUGCGGGCAACACCAUCCCUUCCAGUUGAGGUUGGAGAACUGCGAACUGCAGUGAAGAAUGGUAUUAGGAAAGGUCUUGCUUCGAUCUAA
Necator americanus (New World hookworm) is the source of this 1197-nucleotide messenger RNA. RefSeq lists its product as uncharacterized. The record is from RefSeq and is a predicted model, not a curated record. Bases 1 to 1197 code for a protein of 398 amino acids. The transcript has 9 exons. Gene Ontology annotation, molecular function: snoRNA binding. Lineage: Eukaryota; Metazoa; Nematoda; Chromadorea; Rhabditida; Ancylostomatidae. Gene Ontology annotation, cellular component: cytoplasm; preribosome, small subunit precursor; nucleolus. Gene Ontology annotation, biological process: rRNA processing.